This is a messenger RNA of Thalassophryne amazonica, 957 nucleotides long. Its product is annotated as dematin-like. Gene Ontology annotation, molecular function: actin filament binding. The transcript has 15 exons. Gene Ontology annotation, cellular component: plasma membrane; actin cytoskeleton. The record is from RefSeq and is a predicted model, not a curated record. NCBI's taxonomy places the organism in Eukaryota, Metazoa, Chordata, Actinopteri, Batrachoidiformes, Batrachoididae. Gene Ontology annotation, biological process: lamellipodium assembly; actin filament bundle assembly. Bases 1 to 957 code for a protein of 318 amino acids.
AUGGAGAUGCACAAUGCUAUGUGCGCAAUGACAGUCUCCGCCUCGGCCGUUAGUGCCGUUAGUGACGGUUUGUGGACCGUUAGUGACAGUCUCCGCCCGGAAGCGCUGAAGCUGACGCAGACUUGUGUCACUGAGCAGGUGGUGGGCUACAGAGACCUGGCAGCUUUGCCACGAGAUAAAGCCAUCCUGCAGGUGGAGAGACCUGACCUGAUGACCUACCGACCUCACCUCAGUUUCUCACCACUUGACACACGGCGCAGAGAGCGAUCGUUGUCUCCUCCAGCCACAUCGCUGUCCAUGUCUCCUGAGGUACUUGGCUGUGGCUGUCCUCCUGGCUUCCUCAUCAUGAGUCCUGGUGGCCUGUGGGAUACAAAGUUGAAAGCACGCAGCGCAGAGAGUGAGAGUGCUUCUCCGGGAGGUUCUGUACUGCAGUUCCAGUCUGGCCGAAAGAGUAGCACCAGUCUCCAGCAUUUCCACAGACCAGAUAAUGGUACCAACAUUUACCGGAAACCUCCCAUCUACAAACAAGACCUGAAUAAAGUUUCAGAAGGAAGCAGCAUCAUUCAGUCAUCAAAGUUUCCAGCAGCCCAGAGGCCAGAUCCCAACCAACCCUGCAAGAUGGAGACGGACUAUUGGCCCUGCCCUCCGUCACUUGCUGCUAUGGAAAUCGAGUGGAAGAAGAAGAGGUUGCAGGAGGAAGACGAGACUGAAAACCUAACAGAGGAAGUGAAGACAUUGCAGGAGCAGGAACUGGAAAAGAUCAAGUGUAACCUGGGCCAACUCAUCCUGAAGGAGGAGAAGGAGAAGGACGUUCCUUUUCGGAGAAAGACGCAGUCACUGCCUGACCGAACACACAUACACACGAGUUUGUUGGCGUCAAAGUCUCAGGCUUUGAGCAGGAUGCAGUCUGUAGAAUUUUCCAAGAUGCAGUUGAGGAGCGGUCCAGCGUCUGACUGA